Alternaria atra is the source of this 1056-nucleotide messenger RNA. RefSeq lists its product as uncharacterized. Gene Ontology annotation, biological process: G protein-coupled receptor signaling pathway. NCBI's taxonomy places the organism in Eukaryota, Fungi, Ascomycota, Dothideomycetes, Pleosporales, Pleosporaceae. The record is from RefSeq and is a predicted model, not a curated record. Gene Ontology annotation, molecular function: protein binding; signaling receptor complex adaptor activity. The transcript is spliced from 5 exons. Gene Ontology annotation, cellular component: heterotrimeric G-protein complex; cytoplasm. The coding region runs from base 1 to 1056 and encodes 351 amino acids.
AUGGCCGACAUGAAUCAGGAAACUAUCCAGCAAAAGAUCCAGCUCGCCCGACGCGACGCUGAGGCGCUCAAGGACAGGAUAAAGCGCAAGAAGGAUGAGCUCGCUGACACCACCCUUCGCGAUGUUGCCAGAGACCGUGUCGAGGCCCUGCCGCGCCUCACCAUGAAGACGAAGCGGACGCUCAAGGGCCAUCUUGCCAAAAUCUACGCCAUGCACUGGUCGACGGACCGCAGACAUCUCGUGUCGGCUUCGCAGGACGGAAAGCUCAUCAUCUGGGACGCUUACACGACAAACAAGGUUCAUGCCAUCCCACUGCGCUCGUCCUGGGUCAUGACGUGCGCCUACUCGCCGUCUGGCAACUACGUGGCCUGCGGUGGUCUCGAUAACAUCUGCUCCAUCUACAACCUGUCGGCUAGGGAAGGACCAACGCGUGUCGCGCGCGAGCUGUCGGGCCACUCGGGAUACCUCAGUUGCUGCAGAUUCAUUUCUGACAAGCGCAUCCUCACAUCGUCUGGUGACAUGACCUGUGUGCUAUGGGAUCUCGAGACCGGCUCCAAGGUACACGAAUUCGCCGACCAUCUCGGCGACGUUAUGAGCUUGAGCAUCAACCCGCUCGACCACAACCAGUUCGUCUCUGGUGCUUGCGACGCUUUCGCCAAGCUCUGGGACAUCAGACAGCAAAAGUGCGUGCAGACCUUUGCGGCGCACGACUCCGACAUCAACGCUAUCCAAUUCUUCCCCAACGGUAACGCUUUCGGUACCGGUUCGGACGAUGCCUCUUGCCGUCUGUUUGAUAUCCGCGCCGACCGCGAACUCGCAUCAUACCAGAUUCCCGAACCAGUCUGCGGUAUCACAUCCGUAGCCUUCUCUGUUUCCGGAAGACUGCUGUUUGCAGGUUAUGACGACUUCGAGUGCAAGGUUUGGGACGUACUUCGCGGCGAACGUGUAGGCACAUUGCAAGGACACGACAACCGCGUCAGCUGUCUCGGCGUCAGCAACGACGCGCUCAGUCUAUGCACCGGUUCCUGGGACUCGAUGCUGCGCAUCUGGGCAUAA